Molecule: messenger RNA, 2383 nt
Organism: Neomonachus schauinslandi (Hawaiian monk seal)
Lineage: Eukaryota; Metazoa; Chordata; Mammalia; Carnivora; Phocidae
Gene: S1PR5
Product: sphingosine-1-phosphate receptor 5
Exons: 2
Coding region: 266-1462 (398 amino acids)
Biological process (GO): G protein-coupled receptor signaling pathway
Cellular component (GO): membrane
Molecular function (GO): sphingosine-1-phosphate receptor activity
Source: RefSeq, a predicted model, not a curated record
GCCAAGGGCUCGCCGGUGCCAGUCGCCGACGGGGCGCGUUCCGGUGCCGCGGCGGGUGGCACGGGCUGGCAGCCAUGGGCUGGGUGCCCGGGCCCCAAGGGGAGGGGGCGACUGCUGUCGACCGCCAGAGGUCCGCGUUGUGGGCCCUCCCUCUCGCGGGCCAGCUCCAGCCCCGCCCCCCGAGCCGCGUCCGCUCACUCUGCUCGUGGCCGCGCGACUGCCGGGGGCGCACGACCAGGGCGCACGGCCCUGGGGCAAGCGGCCCAUGGAGCCGAGGCUGCUGCGGCCGGCGCCGGUGAGCGAGGUCAUCGUCUUGCAUUACAACUACACUGGCAAGCUUCGCGGUGCACGCUACCAGCCCGGCGCGGGGCUGCGUGCCGACGCCGUCGUGUGCCUGGCGGUGUGCGCCCUCAUCGUGCUCGAGAACUUGGCCGUGCUGUUCGUGCUUGGGCGCCACCCGCGCUUCCACGCGCCCAUGUUCCUGCUCCUGGGCAGCCUGACGCUGUCCGACCUGCUGGCGGGCGCGGCCUACGCCGCCAACAUUCUGCUGUCGGGGCCUCUCACGCUGCGCCUGUCGCCCGCGCUCUGGUUCGCCCGUGAAGGUGGCGUCUUCGUGGCGCUCGCCGCGUCCGUGCUGAGCCUCCUGGCCAUCGCGCUCGAGCGCCGCCUCACCAUGGCCCGCCGAGGACCCGCGCCCGCCGCGCGUCGGGGACGCACGCUGGCAAUGGCGGCUGCCGCCUGGGGCGUGUCGCUGCUCCUCGGACUACUGCCGGCGCUCGGCUGGAAUUGUCUGGGCCGCCUGGAUACCUGCUCCACCGUCCUGCCGCUCUACGCCAAGGCCUACGUGCUCUUCUGCGUGCUCGCCUUCCUCGGCAUCCUGGCCGCCAUCUGUGCGCUCUACGCGCACAUCUACUGCCAGGUGCGUGCCAACGCGCGGCGCCUGCGGGAGCGGCCCGGGGCUGCCGGGGGCGCCUCCAGCCGGGCCCGCCGCACGCCGCGCUCGCUGGCGCUCUUGCGCACGCUCAGCGUGGUGCUCCUGGCCUUCGUGGUGUGUUGGGGCCCCCUCUUCCUGCUGCUCUUGCUCGACGUGGCGUGCCCCGCGCGCGCCUGCCCCGUGCUCUUGCAGGCCGACCCCUUCCUGGGCCUGGCCAUGGCCAACUCGCUUCUGAACCCCAUCAUUUACACGCUCACCAACCGCGACCUGCGCUUCGCUCUCCUGCGCCUGGUCUGCUGCGGCCGCCGCCCCUGCCACAGAGGGCAGGACGCCUCCCAGGGGUCCGGGAGCCCCGCUGGGGCUUCGGGAGGCCUGAACCGCUGGCUGCCCCCCGGCUUGGACGGCAGCUCCAGCCGCUCCGAGCGCUCGUCACCCCAGCGGGACGGGCUGGACACUAGCGGCUCGGCUGGCGGCCCUGGGGCGCCCACAGCCGCCCGGACCCUGGUACCCGCUCCGGCCGCGGACUGACGCCUUUUGGCCUGCCAGUACCCUCCCCGAGAGCUGUUUUGCAGACUUUUUCUUUUUAAAUAAGGGAAUUUGUAGGAAAAGCAGCUGAAGGUGGUGGCGGCAGAAGAGACCAAGGGAAACGCGUUUUAUUUAUGCUAAGCCCCACAGCAGUAAAUGAAACAGACAAAAAUCACGACCCUUGUGGCAUUGACAUUCUGAUGGGGGACACAGGCACUAACAGGGUGAAGACAUCACGGAUAUGAUUCCACCUACAAUACAGUGAUGCGGUGGUGGUCAGGGGAUGCUUCUCUGCAGAAGUGGUGACAUACGAUGUAAGCUGAGACAUCAUUGCCCUGGGAACAUUUGAAAGAAGAGCUUUGCAGGGUGAAGGAACAGCAGUGCAAAGGUCCUGAGGCUGGAACAUGCCUGUGUUUUCUCGGAAAAGCAAAGAUCCCCUUUGCGGCUAAAGCAACAAUGGAGGGGGGUGGUGGGAGGAAACAAAGGCAGGAAAAUGCUGGGGCAGAGUGGGCAGAGCCUUGUGGGCCCCGUCCAGGACUUUGCUUUUUCUCUGAGUGAAGUGGGAGGCGGAGGACAGACUUGAUUUGCUUGAGAUGUUCACAGAGGGUGAACAUCUGUAAGGGUGAAGGUCAAAGCUAGAACAAGGUGAAAGUGCCUGCACUGGCCCAGGAGAGCAAGGAUGGGGCCUCAGACUAUGUGGAUUCUGAAUAGAUUUUGGAGACAGCAGGUGGGAAUUACUGAGGAAUUCAGUGUGGGCGUGAGAGAAAGAAAUGAAUCAAGUUUAGAGGAGAGAAUGCCAAAAACACGGCACCCUAAACUAAAAUUUGACUGUGAGAGACAGCCAAUUCCUAUCUGAAAAAGAUUUCUUUGAGUGUGGUGUCAGAUCCUUCAUAAAAAAGUAAAAAAUAUAAUAAUUAGAACAAU